UAUAUCAUAAACAUUCAUGAAAACAAACAUUUGCUUUUUGGUCUUAAUUUAAUGCUAGGGCUAUGCAUACGGUUAGCUAAGUUGUCAAGUUUAAGGUUAAGGUUUAAGAUUUUAAGAAGAUCAAUUGUAGAAAUAGGCGGGGUUUAGUCAUAGUUAUGACUUUGUGGUUGUGGUAACAAAGGAUGAACCCGUCUUUUCGCCUCAGCUUUCAAGGUAGAGAGACUGGCACCGUGUACAUCAAGCCAUUCGGUGAUAUCACUGAGAGGUCACAGUUUUACAGCUCUCUGCAAUUAUAUAGUGAACACAGCUGGUGGACAUUCAACCAAGGUGGUCUCAUAGUAAACUCAAGGAUGUCUGGAGAUCUGUCCCUUGACAUUAACAUCAAGGAGCCGCGAUGGGACCAGAGCACAUUCAUGGGCCGCGCCCAGCACUUCUUUUUCGUCACCGACCCCAGGAACAUCCUCAAGUCCUCUAAGACACUGGAGGACGCACGGGUCACUGUGGAGAACUACAGGUUAGGAGUGGUGAGGCCAGGUCUGACAGAAGAUGAGCUGUGGAGAGCCAAGUACAUCUAUGACUCUGCCUUCCACCCUGACACCGGAGAGAAGAUGGUGGUGGUGGGACGCAUGUCUGCCCAGGUCCCCAUGAACAUGACCAUCACCGGCUGUAUGCUCACAUUCUACAGGACGACUCCAGCGGUGGUGUUCUGGCAGUGGGUGAACCAGUCCUUCAACGCUGUGGUCAACUACACCAACCGCAGUGGAGACGCUGCCCUCACCACCAAUCAGCUGACUGUAGCGUACGUCAGUGCGACCACCGGAGCCGUAGUCACAGCCCUGGGACUCAAGUCUCUAGCCAAGCGCCUUCCAGCCGUCAUGAGCCGGUUCGUCCCCUUCUUUGCUGUAGCUGCUGCCAACUGUAUCAACAUCCCCUUCAUGAGGCAGAGGGAGCUGAAGUACGGCAUCCCAGUAACCGAUGAAAAUGGAAACCGGUUAGGGGAGUCAGUCACCGCUGCCAAGUCGGGCAUCAUUCAGGUGGUGGUGUCCAGGAUUGGCAUGGCUGUGCCAGCUAUGGCUAUCCCCCCUGUGAUCAUGAACGCCCUGGAGAAGAAAGCCUUUAUGAAGCGGUUCCCAGUCCUAAAUGCUCCAGUACAGGUGGGACUGGUGGGUCUGUGCCUGGUGUUUGCUACUCCUCUGUGCUGUGCCCUGUUCCCACAGAAGAGUUCUAUGACUGUGAGCAGCCUGGAGCCAGAUCUGCAGGAGAGGAUACGACAGAACAGUCCCCACACUACUACCGUCUUCUUCAACAAAGGCCUUUAGGACCACACACACACACCUCAGACCAGCCCCCUCUGCUGGCUGGACCCUGCUAGUACAGCUCAGCGGGCAAAGAUAAUAUUAUAUUUAUGCUUAUUUUUGUAUUUACCUUUGUUUACUAUGAUGUUUGUUAUAGGCUUUAGGAUUUGAUUAUGGUGAGGGGUGUGUCUGAAUGAUUGAAUAAGGGGGAGCCUACCCGUCAGGUUUUUGUCAUCAUUGUAGAUGAAGGAAAGGAGAUGAGGAAGCAACUUCAGAGUAAUGAGAUGCACCUAAGGUGAGAGUAGCGUGACAGACAAACAGACUAUGGUUUAAUUUGGGUUUAGUCUGGUGUAUUUGUCCUUCCUGGGGUUGUGGCUGUUUAGUUACUGACUGCUGUGAAUGUCACACACAGAAUGACAAAAUCUACUUCCAUCACCACCUACUACAUACAUGUCACCUUUUGUAUUUGACCCCAGAGUUUUUUUUUCUUCUUUUCUCUCCCCAAAGUGUGUUUUGUUAUUUAUUGCCCUUGUGUUUGCCCUUUUGAGCUGUGUGCACUGAAACCCAUUCAUGACUUAAAAUGAGAAAAUAGUCUAAUGUAAUCUGCUAGAUAUCCACUCCCUCAAAUUGCCUUAACUGUAGUCUAGUACAGGUAGUGAAGGAUAACAGUUGGUUUAUGAGCACAUUAGACUGACCUGUUAUUGAAUUGCUUUUUGGGUCUACCAGGGUUUUGUUUUCUGUUGCAAAAUGUUUUGCUCCAGUGAGUGUGCCCCAAUGAACAGGAUGAGCACAGUUUCUAUCUCCCUUGGAAGUGUACUUGCACACACGCUGUCCCACCUCAACCGCUCUCAGCCUAGUGCACUAGGAACCCUGUGUGUUUGUGUUAUCAAGAAAACCAAUGAUGCUGCAUGAGCACUCCUAAAUUAGAUUUCAGUAAGCACAUCCCCAAUAGCACAGAUGACAAUGAUAAGGCAGAAUAAAGGUUUCUAUAGGACAGGAUCAAAGGCUUAAUGUUUCAGCCUCAUAUCAAGGCCUCUCUUGAUUUGGAAACACUAUGGAUGAAUUUGGAUCGUGUCUGUGCAGUUUCAACGGAACUCAUUAAUUAUUGUUGGUGAAAUUUGUGCCGUGUGUCAGUAUUGUCAUGGAAGGGGAAUGUAUUGUCUAAAUGUUAAAGGAAUUGAGUCUGUUUUGUCCUAACCACCCUGCCACAGGCCUCCUGUCAGUUUGUGACGCUUAUUGUCUCUUUAGUCAUUCGUCUGUUACAGAGAAGAAGAGUUAACUUGCAGUGGUGACCUAGACUUCUGCAAUAAGAGGCAAGGGAGUAAAUAUGAAUCCCAGUCUGUUAGCUUUAGAUGAAUUGUGUUGUGGUGAUGUGUACCAAAUAUCCUUUUAUUGUCAUAAAACAAAGUUGUGAGAACCAGGGGUCUUAAACUACAGGCCCGCUGACCAAAUGUGUCUCCCAAGCUGAUUUAAUGUGGCCCGUGGUUGUCUUUAGUAAAUGCAGCCCAUGGUCAUGAAGAGAUACAGUGAGAUUCUGGCAUUUUCCACUUACCCAGAUUCUGAUUAACUCGUGGAUACCAGGUGUAUGUCUCUACAGGCAGUGUGAAGGAAGUUAGAUAUUUCUGCGGGCCAAGGCUAACUAGUGUUAGCACAAUGAUUGGUAGUCUACCUGUACGCUAGCAUAAGCUUAAUUCCUAGAAUCUGUCAGUGUCCCUUUAACCGUGUGUAAAAGGAAAUCAUUGAUUAGAUUGUAGGACAGUUGGAAGAAAUGCUUGGAUCUUUAGUUCCUGUGUGGAAAAUCUGGGCUUAGUUAGAGCAUUCCUGAUCAAACCUGGGCUAUAAUACAGUAUAUUAAUGUUGAAUAUCCAGCUAGAUGUCAAGUGUAGUAGUCUAGACAAUUUCAUAGUACCGUAUCAACUGAGUAACUUUGUGGUGGAAAUAUAGUAUGUACAACGGGUAUAUUUUUGCGGGAUUAAGAUGCCGUAACAGAGGAUAUAAUUUAACAAAUAAAUGGUGGCGACGUAUUAGAUUUAAAACUUCAGGGUGCACUGUUCCAUUUCUCCACCAGGUGGCUACAUUUAUUCAGCUAGAAGUUAAACAACUAUUACACAUUUUCAGUGUGUUUGUGUGAGAGUUUGAAUAUAGUUGUCAAAACCACCCAUCAAUGUUGUCCCGGCUGACUUUAAUAUGGCUUCGCCAUGUAGCUUGGUCCCAGAUCUGUUUGUGCAGUCUUGCCAGGCUAUAGGUCACCUUUUCGUCAGUCAGUAUUGCAUGUCUACCAAACCACUCUAGUUGGUAGUUCCCUCUGAAUGAAAUCAGUGGAUAUUUAUGCAAUGAAGACAUGAAUCUCCUCCUCAGACUUGGUUGUUUUUGUAAAAAUGCUUUUUUUUGUAAUGUAUCCGCAUAGCCUGGUCCCAGUUCUGUUUAUGCGGUCUUGUUUAGGGUGACUGGCCAUAGGAUUUGGAUAACACACAGAUAUGGAACCAGGCUAGGCUCCUCAUACAUUUUUAUAGCAAAUGUAUGUCUAGACGAUCAGAUGCACUGCAGCACAGUGUUAUGGCCAUACAGUAAACACUACUACAUUAUGCCAUGGCUUUCAACUGUAAAUACCAGGGUUGGAGUCAGUUCCUUCUCAAUCGACUGAAUUGAAAUGGACUUAACCCCAAUUCCAGUAGAUACUGGUUCAUCUGUACCGUACCUACGCACACAUAGUAAAUGGUUAUUCCACUAGUCACAAUAUUUAUGUGUCAAUUGAAUAAAAUACCAUAUUUCAUGAGCAAGUUGGCACCAUUGUAAACUCAUUCACUUGCUAUAAAAGGAGGUACCCUCUUCAUUGUAUGUUUGGGCCUUGGGGGGGGGGGGGGGUGCGCGCAUCUUGGAGUCUGGCCUGGAAUUGGGUGCUGUGUAAUAACCAAUGUAAAGGGUGGGGGUACCACCUUUCUUUAAAAAAAAAAAAAAAUGUAUUGGAAAUGUUUGUACUGUUUCUAUAAUGUGCAUGAUAUAAACCAAGUCACAAUUUAUUAUGAGCUUAGAGUAAGUUAUCCAGCAGUAGCUAGCUUUAUUUUAUCAUCGCCAUUUAGCUUUUCCCCAUUUAGUUGUUUUCUGAUCCUUUUGGUGGGGAGGGCAAGGAAAUGUGACUAGAACAAAUGAACCUAUAGCCCAGCCUUUAUGUGCUGACAGAAACAUGCAAGGCUUGGAAUUGAAGUAGAAAGGGCAGUGGUCUUUAGCGUUUGUCAUCGGCUUCAGCUUUAUAUGACGAUCCUCUAUCAAGAUAUUUUCAUGCAAUAACUUUCAUAUGAAAUAUCUCUAGGUUAGCUUAGGCAUGUCAUUGUGUUUAUAUAUUAAAUAUCUCUAGGUUAGCUUAGGCAUGUCAUGGAAUUUGGUCUUGGCAGCACAUUAAAGGCACAACACUGAAGACAAUCUAUGAUGUCGCUACACUCCAUGAAUGUUUUCAUGUUAAUGUGUGUCCAUGUCCAGUACCCAUGUAGUUGUCAGUAUUGGUGCUCACUACUUGUUUUUCCCCUCCAUUUUGAGUUGGAAUAUGUUCUGUCACACCUGGACUAUGUAAGACAUUUACUAAGCUAUAGAAUAAAGUGAUUGAAAUGUGA
This is a messenger RNA of Oncorhynchus kisutch (coho salmon), 4903 nucleotides long. Its product is annotated as sideroflexin-1. Gene Ontology annotation, cellular component: mitochondrial inner membrane. Bases 183 to 1319 code for a protein of 378 amino acids. The record is from RefSeq and is a predicted model, not a curated record. Gene Ontology annotation, biological process: serine import into mitochondrion; monoatomic ion transport. Gene Ontology annotation, molecular function: monoatomic ion transmembrane transporter activity. NCBI's taxonomy places the organism in Eukaryota, Metazoa, Chordata, Actinopteri, Salmoniformes, Salmonidae. The transcript has 11 exons.